AUGGGCUUCGCUCAUGCGGCCUUAUCCGCCCCGGAGCGCCAGGGCCUGCUGGGCUACCUGGCUGCCUUGCGGUGCUUCCUAGUAGCUGAGCUAAGGCCGGCGGCGCCGUCCCGCGGCCUGCUUCACCGCCGCCUCCACCUUGUGCGUUUGCAGAUCCAGAAGCUGUGCGAUCGAGUAGCGUCUUCUACCUUACUGGAUGACCGCAGGGAUGCCGUGCGCGCACUUAAAUCCUUAUCCAAGAAAUACCGCCUGGAAGUGGGCAUACAGGCCAUGGAGCACCUUAUCCAUGUUCUUCAGACAGACCGUUCAGAUUCUGAAAUAAUUGGCUAUGCUUUGGACACUCUCUACAAUGUAAUAUCGAAUGACCUCGAAGAGGAGGAGCAAGAUGAUUCUGAAGAAGAAAAUCUACCAAAGCAAGUGGAUGACUUGGGAAGUCAGUUUACAGAGAUCUUCAUAAAACAGCAAGAAAAUGUCACGCUCUUGCUGACCCUUGUGGAGGAAUUUGAUUUCCAUGUUCGCUGGCCUGGAGUGAAACUACUUACAUCCCUUUUAAAGCAGCAAGGACCUCAGGUGCAGCAGAUCAUUCUUGUGAGCCCUAUGGGUGUUUCAAGACUCAUGGAUUUACUAGCAGACUCUAGGGAGGUUAUCCGAAAUGAUGGAGUCUUGUUGUUACAGCAAUUGACUAAAAGUAAUGCAGCCAUUCAGAAGAUUGUUGCCUUUGAAAAUGCUUUUGAGAGACUCUUGGAUAUCAUCACAGAAGAAGGAAACAGUGAUGGAGAUAUCUUGCCAUGGAAUGAUUCAGCAGAUCUUAGUUUCCAAGCAGCUAUUUUUAGUCGGGUAAUAAUUAUAGAGGAGAAGAAAGGAGACUUGCUUGUGCGGGUUCUCGUGUCUCCCACGAAUCCUCCUGGCGCCACGAGCAGCUGUCAGAAGGCCAUGUUUCACUGUGGCUUGUUACAGCAGCUCUGCACAAUCCUGAUGGCAACUGGGGUUCCAGCUGACAUCCUGACAGAAACCAUUAAUACAGUGUCAGAGGUCAUUCGAGGAUGCCAGAUAAAUCAAGACUACUUUGCCUCUGUAAAUGCACCUUCUAAUCCACCAAGACCUGCAAUUGUAGUUCUUCUGAUGUCCAUGGUAAAUGAAAGGCAGCCUUUUGUGCUGCGCUGCGCUGUUCUCUACUGUUUCCAGUGCUUUUUAUACAAAAACCAAAAAGGACAAGGAGAAAUAGUUUCUACGCUUCUGCCAUCCACUAUUGACGCUACAGGUAACUCUGUCUCAGCUGGCCAGCUGCUCUGCGGCGGCCUCUUCUCAACGGACUCCCUGUCCAACUGGUGUGCGGCGGUGGCGCUGGCGCACGCGUUGCAGGAAAACGCCACCCUGAAGGAGCAGCUGCUGCGCGUGCAGCUGGCGACGAGCAUCGGCAACCCGCCCGUGUCCCUGCUGCAGCAGUGCACCAACAUCCUCUCGCAGGGUGAUAAGAUCGACAGACGGGGCAGCAAAGUACAGACGAGGGUUGGACUAUUGAUGUUGCUUUGUACCUGGUUAAGCAACUGCUCAAUUGCUGUCACACACUUCCUUCACAACCCAGCCAAUAUUCCUUUUCUCACAGGACAGAUAGCGGAAAACCUCGGAGAAGAGGAACAACUGGUCCAGGGCCUGUGUGCACUUUUGCUGGGCAUUUCCAUCUACUACAAUGACAAUUCACUUGAAAAUUAUAGGAAAGAGAAGCUGAAACAGCUAAUUGAGAAGCGGAUUGGCAGGGAAAACUUCAUCGAGAAGCUUGGCUUCAUUAGCAAACACGAGCUCUACUCCAGAGCUGCUCAGAAACCACAGCCCAGCUUUUCUAGCCCAGACCACAUGAUGUUUGAUCACGAAUUUACUAAGCUUGUAAAGGAAUUGGAAGGUGUCAUAAGCAAAGCUAUUUAUAAGUCCAGUGAAGAAGAUAAAAAGGAGGAGGAGGUGAAGAAGACAUUGGAACAGCAUGACAAUAUUGUGACUCACUACAAAAAAGUCAUUAGAGAGCAGGACCAAGAACUUGAAGAAUUAAAACAACAAGUUAACACUUUAAAAUCUCAAAAUGAACAGCUUCAAGCUACAGUUACACAACAAGUAUCGCAGAUCCAACAGCAUAAGGACCAGUAUAAUCUCCUUAAAGUACAGUUAGGAAAGGACAAUCAGCAUCAUAAUUCUCAUGGUGAAACGUUUCAGAUGAAUGGCAUCCAGCUGGAAGAAGUGAGCAAACUGAAAGAGGAAUUAGAAGAAUGGAAGAAUAAGCAUGAACUACUGCAAGGACAGCUGAGGGAGAAAGAUUCUGUGAUUGAAAAGUUGAAGGCUUCACAGCUGGAGAUGGGAACAACAGAACAAUCUUCACAGACCAGCAAAUCUGGUGCUUCAGAACUCAAUAAUGAACUUCAAAAGGAAUUAGAAACUCUGAGGAGUCAGAUACAGCUGCAGUCUACAGAGAUCUCUAAACUUCAGUCUGAGAAUCAGAAGCUACAGCUAAUGAAUGCAGCUGCAGAUCCUGUAUUAGGAGAUUGCGGGGCCACAGCAGCCAAGAAUCCCGAAGCGGAAGGACGACUUUUGCAAGAAGUGAAAGAACUGAAGAAUGAAGUCAAAGCUCUCUCUGAAGAAAAGGCAUCACUAAAACAACACUUGGAUUCUUCUAACAGUACAGUUGCCAUUUUGCAAGAUCAGAAAAGCAAACUUCAGCAAGAAGUUGCAGAAUCAAAAAAAGAACAGGAUGAUCUCCUGGUGCUUUUGGCUGACCAGGAUCAGAAACUAUCUGCAUUAAAAAACAAAUUGAAGGAGCUGGGUGAACCGGUUGAAGAUGAAGAUGAUAUUGAAUCUGGAGAUCAGGCGGAUGAGGAUGAGGAUGGUGAAGAAGAGGAACAAGACUAGUGUGUUCUUGUGUGUUACCAUGAAAACUAGAUUGCCUUGUGUUAUGGAACAAACUAAAAC
Tinamus guttatus (white-throated tinamou) is the source of this 2955-nucleotide messenger RNA. NCBI's taxonomy places the organism in Eukaryota, Metazoa, Chordata, Aves, Tinamiformes, Tinamidae. The record is from RefSeq and is a predicted model, not a curated record.